GGGGAGGUACUGAAGAAAUCGUCUGACACUGAAACAUUAAAAAAAAGAUCUCUCAGGCCUUGCAAAGGAGUCUUGAUUCACGCAGGGAGAAUUGCUUUGACUUUGUUCAUCCUAUUCAACGAGGAACUGCCCAAGAAGUGGAGGAAUAGAGCUUAGCCAUCUGGAUUUAAGUAGCUGAAAGCCAUGUCUCUUCCCCGACAGCUGCGAGAAAAGAGUGAUUUUGACCAGCUUCCAGAUGAUGUGCCUAUUUCAGCUAACAUUGCCGAUAUUGAAGAGAAGAAAGGCUUUACUAAUUAUUAUAUGUUUGUCAUUGAAGUAAAGCUUAAAGGUGGUGGCAGAUACCUGAUUUUCCGACGCUAUCGUCAGUUCUAUGCCCUGCACACCAAACUAGAGGAGAGAUAUGGGCCAGAGAGCAAAAAUAGCCCUUUUACCUGCACACUCCCCAUAUUGCCAGGAAAAGUUUAUGUUGGGGCCAAAAAGGAAAUUGCUGAGAACAGGAUUCCUAUCCUAAAUGUCUACAUGAAGAACCUACUCUGCCUACCCGCUUGGGUGUUGAUGGAUGAAGAGGUACGGCUGUUCUUCUACCACUCAACCUUUGAUUGUGAACAGGUGCCUCACAGACUGAGGCGACUUCGCCCACGAACACGCCGAGUUAAAAGCAUUUCACCUCAAGUGCCUAUUUUUGACCGUAUGGCAGCUCCACGGGCUGAGGCACUGUUUGAUUUUUCUGGAACCAAUAAACUGGAACUCAGCUUCAAGAAGGGAGACUUGAUCUAUCUACUCAGCAGAGUAAACAAAGACUGGUUGGAGGGAACAGUUAAUGAUGCCACUGGGAUUUUCCCAUGUACUUUUGUGAAGAUCAUAAAAGAUUUACCGCAGCAGGAAGACACAGUUAAUAAAGUUCGUUGUUAUUACCAUGAUGAGACAGUGAGCACUAUCAGGGAUAUCUCAGUGGAAGAGGAUCUCAGCAGCAUUCCAUCAUUCAGAGAUCUCAUGGAAUUGAUGAGGCGGGAGUUUGACCAAGAUGACAUUGUUUUGAAUUACCGGGACCUUGAUGGUGAUCUGAUUCGAUUGCUGUCUGAUCAGGAUGUUGAACUCAUGGUGUUUCAGAGCAGGAAGAAGCCCUCUGAGAAGAAUUUCUUCCCCUGGAAGCUGCACAUCACUCACAAAGAUGACUUGGGUGUCUACAGCACUACACCAGGAAUAGGAGCUACUCAAACAUUAAGAGCAACAUAAGUGCUAUAUAGAGAUGUUCCAGUAGGUAGCUAUACAGUCCUGCAAUCCCUCUCUGCAGACAGUUUCUUUUAACAAGCCUUUGAAGUGAACUUGAAAAGAGUAAUUUUUAGUAAUAUAUUACCUUUCAAUGUAAAAUCUGUACUUACUUGGCUUCUUCAGCUUUUUAGCACUCUAUUUUUGUAACAGAGACAUCUUCACAGAGACCAGAGAAAGCGAGAAAUAGAGAAAUAAAAUCAUUGGCCAUAUUCACAAAGCAAGUCAGCAUUAGCCUGCAAUAGAGAUUUAGUGUCCUGAGCCCCAAGACGUGUUCUAAUCUCCGUUCUCACUCCCAGAGGUAAUUAUUUGUGCAGAAUGCCUUCAUAAGCUUUUUUUCUA
Mesitornis unicolor (brown roatelo) is the source of this 1611-nucleotide messenger RNA. RefSeq names its product neutrophil cytosolic factor 4, 40kDa (gene NCF4). Lineage: Eukaryota; Metazoa; Chordata; Aves; Mesitornithiformes; Mesitornithidae. The record is from RefSeq and is a predicted model, not a curated record. The transcript has 10 exons. Gene Ontology annotation, cellular component: NADPH oxidase complex. Gene Ontology annotation, biological process: respiratory burst; phagocytosis; superoxide anion generation. The coding region runs from base 184 to 1236 and encodes 350 amino acids. Gene Ontology annotation, molecular function: superoxide-generating NADPH oxidase activator activity; phosphatidylinositol binding; protein binding.